Molecule: messenger RNA, 1020 nt
Organism: Penicillium alfredii
Lineage: Eukaryota; Fungi; Ascomycota; Eurotiomycetes; Eurotiales; Aspergillaceae
Product: RNA polymerase II mediator complex subunit MED27 domain-containing protein
Exons: 3
Coding region: 1-1020 (339 amino acids)
Cellular component (GO): mediator complex
Source: RefSeq, a predicted model, not a curated record
AUGUCCACAGCCCAAACCAAUGCUGCUUCGGCAGCAAAUGUCAAUGGGGCCUCGGCUGUGCCCAAGGUCGAAGAUCAAGCGCAGGGCCCAGCUGCAGUCAGCAAGGGUGACCCAUCACCCGUGAACUGGGACUCCGAGAUCCAGCUGGUGUCAUCACUCGCAAAACUGCAAGAGCUCGAACGAAAGAUCCAUGAAAUGCGCCAUCUUCUACCACAGGGGACACUAGAUCCCCUAGUACCGGUCGCCAACCCAAACAAGACAUCACAUAACACCCCGAUCGCAGAUUCGCCACAUCUGAUGCGGGGUGAUCUAGACGAAACGUCUCGAGCGAGCCUCUCCAGCAUCCAGCAAUUCCAGUCCAUGUGGCGCAGCCCCGAGCUUGGCCCUGUGUGGGCGCGCGUAGAGGCACGCAUUAAUGAAUCUAAUGGCCAGCUUCUACAGCCAUCAGGGAAGUGGGAGAAGGAUUAUGACGUGCUUCUCGAGGAGCUCGUCAAGGAAGAGAAAAACAAAGAAGAAACCCAUCUGCGCGAAGAUGAAGAUGCCGAGCGUGCUAAGGCAUUGUCAACUGAAGGAGGGUGGCUGGCUGCCCUUCAGAAAUUUAUCGAUCGCGAUGUGCCCGGCGUACGGGUUAUCCGUGGUCAGCAAGAAACGUCUCUGGUGGUUGCGCUUGUGCGUGCGGGUAUUGUCUUUAUGGUUCAGGGUGUGCGCGAGCAGAAUGAGGUUGGAGUUGGGGAAUGGCAGGUUUCGAGUAAGAUUGCGCCAAACAGGCCUCAAACGAAACUCGAGGGCUUUAUCCUCGACUGUCUAAGUUCUCGUCCACGGAAGUGGGAUCUUACUUUUCUGCUGGACAUGAUCUCGUCAUACGCAGAUAUCAAGCAGACACCAUGCACCAAAUGCUCCCGCCUAACCGACAACGCCGCCCAACUCCCAGCCAUCCGCCGCGCCCAGCAAACUCAACAUACCGAUGGCGAGCCGCGGACAUGGACAUUCGAAGCAUUGCACAUCAGCUGCACCCAAUAA